This is a messenger RNA of Solanum tuberosum (potato), 1102 nucleotides long. RefSeq lists its product as uncharacterized. The transcript has 4 exons. Bases 129 to 650 code for a protein of 173 amino acids. The record is from RefSeq and is a predicted model, not a curated record. NCBI's taxonomy places the organism in Eukaryota, Viridiplantae, Streptophyta, Magnoliopsida, Solanales, Solanaceae.
GGCAACAGUGUAGAAUGCGCCCAUGGUUUUGUUGUGAACUGGGAUCUGGAAUGUUGUUAGCGAAUGCGUGAAUAUACUAACAUCAGUAGGCGUUGACGACCCACACCAUUUACACCUCUGACAAUAUCAUGGAACGGCAUCUAACGGUGACCAAACCCAGCCGGAGCGACGAAGUUUUAGACGAAGAUGAGCAGCUGCGAAUCGCCAACCAGGUCAAAUCCCUGUUCGAUGCUCAAGCACCUAAAAGACUUGCCAAACCUAACCGCAGUGAACCUGAUUCAGUUACCCCCAUUUCCCCUUUAGAAGAUUUCCCUAUUCCAGAGCUUGACAAUCUCCGAUCUCUUCAAUCUCAGGGUGGUAGUAUUUUAUCGGAAACUAAUUGCUCGGAGCAAGACGAGUUUGUGGCAACUCAGUACUACAAUGAGUUGGUUUCCAUUGACAAACAGCAUCACACGACUGGAAGUGGGUUCAUAAAGGUGGUCAAUCAAACGAAUGGAAACAUUUACAAUCUUCAAUUGAAUGGUGGUCAUGAGAAUGGUAGAGCGAAAGAAUUCAAGACUAAUCCGGCGACAAACGACUGGAUUCCCAGCAGUGAUGAUUAUCAGGUUGGAUUCACCUCCUCAAAACCCAGCCGGAGCGAAAGUGAUUAGAUCGAAAGUCAAGAAAGCAAUCAGAUGGUGAAGGUGGUUUGUUCUGUUUUCCUGAAUUUGUUUCUUAAUCUUGACUGAUUGGAGAGACAAAUGACAGAUGGUGAUUGAGGGUAGUCGAGUGCUUUUUAGUAGUAUAUAAUUUAGGUUAGGUAUUGCCUAGUUUCUUUUUCUCCCAUGUGUAGUAAUAAUUGUGCUACCCUUAUUUUGUACCUAUUGUUAUUUUGUUGUCUUUUUUUUUUGUCUUAUUUACUGUUACUUUAGUUGACGGUCUAUCGAAAAUAGUCUAAAUUUGUGUGGUCUUUUCAAACUUCACUCGUGGAAUUAUGUAUGUUAUUUGAGUAGUAUUUCUAAUAGUAUCUACUAUUAGGACUAAUUUCUAGUUGGCGAGGACGUCCCUGAAUGUUUUUGUGGCUGGCUAAUAAAAUAGUGCUUUAUCUUGUUGGUUAAUUAAA